Molecule: messenger RNA, 2311 nt
Organism: Hemicordylus capensis (graceful crag lizard)
Lineage: Eukaryota; Metazoa; Chordata; Lepidosauria; Squamata; Cordylidae
Gene: ZBTB48
Product: zinc finger and BTB domain containing 48
Exons: 11
Coding region: 160-2256 (698 amino acids)
Biological process (GO): regulation of transcription by RNA polymerase II
Molecular function (GO): RNA polymerase II cis-regulatory region sequence-specific DNA binding; DNA-binding transcription factor activity; protein binding
Source: RefSeq, a predicted model, not a curated record
UCCGCAUGUCCCCGCCCAGACGUGCGCCGUGCCUCCUCCCAGCCCCGCCCUCUGCGCUGACGUCACGGCGGACAAGAUGGCGGCGGUCUGGCUCCGCUCUCUAGCCUCGCUUGGGCUGCGCGCGCCGUAGUGGGGGGAGGGGAGAAGGCCGAGCAGGCCAUGGAAGGCUCCUUUGUCCAGCACAGCGUGCGAGUUCUGCAGGAACUGAACAAGCAGCGGGAGAGCGGGCAGUACUGUGACGCCACCCUGGCAGUGGGCAGCCUGGUGUUCAAGGCGCACUGGAGCGUCCUGGCGUGCUGCAGCUCCUUCUUCCAGAGCAUGUAUGACGGGUGUUCCAGCCGUGUCAUCCUGCCGGAGACCUUUGUGGAGAUCUUCGCGCUCCUCCUCGACUUCUUCUACACGGGGCACCUGGCGGUCACCCCAGAGAACUGGGAGACCCUCCUGGCUGCCGCCAAGGAGCUCUGUGUCCCUGAAGCGGUCCGGUUGUGCCAGGAGUUCAAGCCCAAGCGCCCAGAGAGCAGUGGCCAGAAUGGCCAGCUUCCGCACGACAAAGGCCUCGGCGGGCCUGCCAAGCAGCUCCCGGAUGCGCCCGGGGAGCCACCGCCGGCCCCCCAGGCCGUGCCCGAAAGUGUCUCGGCCCAGGAAGCCAGCCCCGGCCCCUGCCCCCGGGGGCAAGGGGGCAAAGCGGGCCAGGGGCAGAGAGAGAGACCCUGCCUCCUCCGGGGAAGGUUGAAAAGGGCUCCCAAAAGCCAUGCCCUGAGCGAUGCAGGUGAAGUAAAGAGCGCCCCGGAAUGGAGAGAACUAAAAAGGCCACUGAAAAGAGGAGCCACCGAGGACGCGGGCGCCAGGCACGAGCAGGACACAGAGGCGGUUCUGGGGUCCAGUAACCCCUCCGCCAAAGAGGACGCCGAAGUCAAGGGCCAGGAGGACACUGAUGAGGAUUACAUUCCGGGGAAGAAGAACCUGAGGACCAAAAGGAGAGCUCAUUUGACCCCAAAGCCCAGCAGCUCCGAGACCGCAGGGAAUGGUGACCUGGAGACCGCAGCGCUCGCCAGCCGCAGAGGCGCCAGUGAGCCCGUGGAGUGCCCCACCUGCCACAAGUCCUUCCUCAGCAAGUAUUACCUGAAAGUGCAUAACAGGAAACACACCGGUGAGAAGCCCUUUGAGUGCUCCAAGUGUGGGAAGUGCUACUUCCGGAAGGAAAACCUGCUGGAGCACGAGGCGAGGAACUGCAUGAACCGCUCCGAGCAGGCAUUCACAUGUUCUGUCUGCCAAGAGGUGUUUAAGAGGCGGAUGGAGCUGCGGAUGCACAUGGUGUCCCACACGGGAGAGAUGCCCUACAAGUGCUCUUCGUGCGUCCAGCAGUUCAUGCAGAAGAAGGACCUGCAAAGCCAUUUGAUCAAGCUCCACGGGGCCCCCAAGCCCCACGCGUGCUCCGCCUGCUCCAAGUGCUUCCUCUCCCGGACGGAGCUGCGCCUCCACGAGGCCUUCAAGCACCGCGGGGAGAAGCUGUUUGUCUGCGAGGAGUGUGGCCACCGAGCCUCCAGCCGCAACGGGCUGCAGAUGCACAUCAAGGCCAAGCACAGGAACGAGCGGCCCUACGUGUGCGAGUUCUGCCACCACGCCUUCACCCAGAAGGCCAACCUCAACAUGCACCUCCGGACCCACACGGGAGAGAAGCCCUUCCAGUGCCAUCUCUGCGGCAAGACCUUCCGCACGCAAGCAAGCCUCGAUAAGCACAACCGGACCCACACGGGCGAGCGGCCUUUCAGCUGCGAGUUCUGCGACCAGAGGUUCACGGAGAAGGGCCCGCUGCUGCGACACAUCGCCAGCCGGCACCAGGAGGGGAGGCCCCACUUCUGCCAGAUCUGUGGGAAAACCUUCAAAGCGGUGGAGCAGCUGCGGGUCCAUGUCCGCAGGCACAAAGGAGUGCGGAAGUUCGAAUGCACGGAGUGCGGCUACAAGUUCACGCGGCAGGCCCAUUUGAGGCGCCACAUGGAGAUCCACGACCGGGUGGAGAACUACAACCCCCGCCAGCGCAAGCUGCGGAACCUGAUCAUCGAGGACGAGAAGGCGGUGGUGGUGGCCCUGCAGUCGCCCCAGGUCCUCGAGGUGGACUCGGCGGAAGUCAUUGUGGAGUCGCUGGGCCAGCCGGAGCUGCCUGGGCCCAGACUCUGCUCCAACGAGAACUUUGCCCCCACGGAGGUCCUUGGACAUUCGCUCAUCAUCACCAUCCCAGAGGACUGUGAAACGUAGCCGCCUCCUCCCCCCUGUCAAGCCCCUUCCCCAAUAAAGGCAGGUGGUCUCCCUC